GUGACAUUGAGAAGAUGGUUCAACUGGGACCAGAAUUGGAAAAGCUUCCGAGGACAUUGGACGGCCCUGGCAAUAAUCUUCAAGUUCAGGCAGCGUGCUCUGGGUGGUGCCGAGACAAAGGCGAGUGCAGCCAAGUCGUCACUAUCGCUAAACCCGGAUCAGGAGGACCCGGCUCACACAGGCGCGCCAGGUGAGGCUUCUGCAGUCGUGCCCCGUGAGCGCAAAACGAAAGAUUGGAUUCUGUCCGAUCUGCGUGAGCAAACAAAAGGGGACAUGCAAGUCAUGUGCGCGGUCCUCAACAACAGCGACAUACACACACUGGCCGAGAUGCUCCCUGCCAGCAUCUGCUCAGACCGGCGGCCGUUGUUCAGGGCGCACCUGGAAACGCUGGAAGCGCUCGAGCAAGUGGAGACAGCAGUUCAGUGGCAAGCCGACCGGGCGAACCGCUGCUGGAUUCGAGACGUGCGUGAGCUUCUACAGAUGCUCAACAGGAUAGAUGUCCUGCGAAACAUCAAGAUCCGGAGCCCUCAAGAUGUUGCCCGAGCAGAUGUUUUCUUUCGGCUUGUGGUUUCCUUGGCGGCAGUCCGAACUUGGUGCUCGCUGCUGUACGACUUGCCACCCGAGCAGCUUGCAGGCAUCCUCAGCAACAACGCAGAGGAAGCUUUUGAUGCCUUGGCCAGUGCCAAGCGCACUGCUGGCGUGAUCCGUUCCGCGAGAGCUGCAGCUGCCGACAGUGGACACCCGGAAAGGGAGGCCUAG
Molecule: messenger RNA, 759 nt
Organism: Symbiodinium necroappetens
Lineage: Eukaryota; Dinophyceae; Suessiales; Symbiodiniaceae
Source: the annotation of a GenBank genome assembly